Messenger RNA from Nymphaea colorata (pocket water lily), 1284 nucleotides. Its product is annotated as very-long-chain (3R)-3-hydroxyacyl-CoA dehydratase PASTICCINO 2A. Lineage: Eukaryota; Viridiplantae; Streptophyta; Magnoliopsida; Nymphaeales; Nymphaeaceae. Gene Ontology annotation, molecular function: 3-hydroxyacyl-CoA dehydratase activity. The record is from RefSeq and is a predicted model, not a curated record. Gene Ontology annotation, cellular component: endoplasmic reticulum membrane. The transcript has 9 exons. Bases 415 to 1080 code for a protein of 221 amino acids. Gene Ontology annotation, biological process: very long-chain fatty acid biosynthetic process; fatty acid elongation; sphingolipid biosynthetic process.
GAGGGGGGAAGUGGAACAAAGUGAUUCGUGGGGAGGGAGAGACACUAUUCGGGAGCUCCUCGGUGAUCACGUCAAGGGAGUACUUUGGUUGAGGCCGUUGAGAGUAAUUGUGAAUCGUGAAGAUUAAAGAAUGCAUCCAUUAAGAUAGCAGCUGGAGUUUGUUGGUCAGCCCACCUUCCCUCCUCUUAAUUUCUGGGCCUCCUCCUCCUUUAAAAUCCCCAAGGAGGGGCCUUGUUUGAUUGCCACAGUCUUCUACCCUUCUUCCUGUUUCUCCUUCUCUCUUUUUUUUUACACGGGAACAAGCUAGCAAACGAGGAGAAAGAGGAGAAGAACCGCAGGGAUUCUUCUUCUUCCUAGUAAAUCUGCUUCUUUUUCCUUCGCUUACACUUUUCCGUUCGCCAAGGAGCUCCAUUAAUGGCGGGCUUAGCUUCGGGCAUUCGCCGUCUAUAUCUUUCCCUCUACAACUGGGCUGUUUUCGCUGGAUGGCUUCAAGUUUUAUAUCUGGCAGUAAGAACUUUGAUUGAAUCUGGUCAUACUGAAGUAUACAAUGCAGUGGAAAAGCCUCUCCAGCUUGCUCAGACUGCAGCAGUAUUGGAAAUUCUCCAUGGCCUUGUUGGUUUGGUACGAUCUCCAGUUUCAGCAACAUUACCUCAGAUUGGAUCAAGAUUGUAUGUUACAUGGGGCAUCCUGUGGAGCUUUCCUGAGACUAGGACACAUGUGCUUGUCAGCAGUCUGGUGAUUAGCUGGUCAAUUACAGAGAUUAUUCGAUACUCCUUUUUUGGCAUGAAAGAGGCCUUUGGAUCUGCACCUUCUGGGUUUUUGUGGCUAAGAUAUAGCACUUUCUUGGUUUUGUAUCCAACUGGCAUCACCAGCGAAGUUGGACUUAUAUACAUUGCUCUUCCAUUCAUCAAGGCUUCUGAUAAGUAUUGUUUAAGGAUGCCAAACAAGUGGAACUUCUCAUUCGAUUAUUUCUAUGCUUCUCUUUUAGCCCUUGCAAUAUAUGUCCCAGGGAGCCCGCACAUGUACACAUACAUGCUUGGCCAAAGAAAGAAGGCCCUCUCCAAGUCCAAAAAGGAAUGAGUUCUAGUUGCUCCCCGCUUCUCAACAUAUUUGUACCUGAAUUUAUCAUUCGUGUGCCCGAGUGUUUCUGACGCAUUGUUAGCGCUGCUAGUGUCCAUCGGUCUUGUUAACUUUUAUUAAAAUUUUGGGUUAUGCUUGUCAGUUAAAUUGCAUGCAUACUAUAAACCCUUAUUGAAGUUGGCUAAUGUACUUUUUAGCAUCUUC